Colletotrichum siamense is the source of this 234-nucleotide messenger RNA. RefSeq lists its product as uncharacterized. The record is from RefSeq and is a predicted model, not a curated record. Lineage: Eukaryota; Fungi; Ascomycota; Sordariomycetes; Glomerellales; Glomerellaceae. The transcript is spliced from 2 exons. Bases 1 to 234 code for a protein of 77 amino acids.
AUGAACCAGCCCGCCGGCCAGCGUCUCAAUCUCUCUAAUGCUACGCCAGAGUGCUUCAUCUCGGCCUGCAGGGAUAUCAACCCGCCCUACCACCUGUCCCACACGGACUCAAGGACCGUCGGCUGCACCAAGCCUCCCGGGCUUUUGUCCUGCUCUCCUCCUACUGGCAUCAGUGCUGGCCACUCUCUUUCCAGAACAGGCAUCUUGAGUGGUUCCUCGCCCUCGUUGUCGUAG